AUGGCGACGACACUACCAGAGGGUCUGCAUGAGGCAGACCACGGGCGGCACGAGCAGCAGCAGGAGCAACAGCAAGCUCGGAACCUUGACCAGCGCGGCGACGGAACAGCAGAGAGCAUCGACUCCAAGCUGGGCCCGCACACCGCCGCUUCGCAUGUCGAGGCCCAGGCAGGACAGGAGGCGACGGAUGAAUAUGGACAUCCGCUCGCCGAGAUCGAUCCGGUGCAUGAGGCGCGCAUCCGCCUGAAGAUGGACUUUGCCGUCGUGCCCCUCGUCAGCCUGAUAUACCUCCUCUCCUUCAUCGACCGCUCCAACAUCGGCAACGCCAAGCUCGCCGGCCUCGAGCACGAUCUCGGCAUGCACGGCUACGACUACAACACGGCCCUCUCCGUCUUCUACAUCACCUACAUCGUCUUCGAGAUCCCCUGCAACGCCGCCUGCAAGUGGCUCGGCCCGGGCUGGUUCCUGCCCGCCGUGACGCUCGCCUUUGGCGUCACCUCCAUCGCCACAGCCUUUGUGCAGAGCUUCCGCGCGCUCUGUGGCGUGCGCUGCCUGCUGGGCGUCUUCGAGGCGGGUAUGAUGCCCGGCAUCGCGUACUACCUCUCCCGCUGGUAUCGCCGCUCGGAGCUCACGUUUCGCAUCUCGCUGUUCAUCCUGUCGGCGGCGCUGGCGGGCGCGUUUGGGGGCCUGCUGGCGUCGGCGAUUUUGGAGCUGGAUUCGUUUGGCGCGCUGCGUUCGUGGCGCAUGAUUUUUGCGAUUGAAGGCAUCGCGACGUGCGCCCUCGCCCUCGCGUCCUUUGUCCUCCUCACGGACCGCCCCGAAACCGCCAUCUGGCUCACCCCCGCCGACAAAGCCCUCGCCAUCGCCCGUCUCAAAGCCGAACGCAUCGGCACCACCGAACUCGUCGACGGCUUCAGCACCGCCAAGCUCCGCGCCGGCAUCCUCAACCCCGUCGUGCUCCCCACCUCGGCCAUCUUCCUCCUCAACAGCAUCACCGUCCACGGCGCCUCCUUCUUCCUCCCCUCCAUCGUCAGCACCCUCUACCCGGACCGCUCCGUCACCCAGCAGCAGCUGCUCACCGUGCCGCCCUACGUCGUCGGCGCGACGGGCUGCGUGCUCCUCAGCUACGCCAGCUGGCGGCUCGAGCGGCGCGGCGUCUUCAUGGUGGCCUGCGCGCCGCUCGCGGUGCUGGGCUACGCGCUGUUCCUCGCGCCGGGGACGGGCGCCACGACGCGCUACGGCGCCAUCUUCCUGCCGUUCUUCGGCAUGUUUGCGUAUGGCGCGCUGACGAACGCGCAUGUGGCGGCGAAUGUUGUGUCGGACACGGCGCGCGCGUCGGCGAUUGCGACCAACGUCAUGUUUGGCAACAUAGGCGGCCUGGCGUCGACCUGGGCGUACAUACAAAAGGACGCGCCGCGCUACAACAUCGGCAACGGGCUGAACCUCGCGGCGCAGGCGUCCAUGUUUCUUAUUGCGCUGGGGUUGUACUUUUGGAUCAGGCGGGAUAACAGGAGGCGUGCUGCGAGGGAUGUUCACGGCGCGCUGGAGGGCAAGACGGUGCAGGAGAUUCAAGACAUGGACUGGCACCACCCGGGGUUUCGGUGGCACAAUUGA
Molecule: messenger RNA, 1614 nt
Organism: Purpureocillium lilacinum
Lineage: Eukaryota; Fungi; Ascomycota; Sordariomycetes; Hypocreales; Ophiocordycipitaceae
Biological process (GO): transmembrane transport
Cellular component (GO): membrane
Molecular function (GO): transmembrane transporter activity
Source: RefSeq, a predicted model, not a curated record